Molecule: messenger RNA, 2105 nt
Organism: Anopheles merus
Lineage: Eukaryota; Metazoa; Arthropoda; Insecta; Diptera; Culicidae
Product: mitochondrial import inner membrane translocase subunit TIM44
Exons: 3
Coding region: 210-1499 (429 amino acids)
Biological process (GO): protein import into mitochondrial matrix
Cellular component (GO): mitochondrial inner membrane
Molecular function (GO): protein-folding chaperone binding
Source: RefSeq, a predicted model, not a curated record
UUACGUCACACGCAUCGGCACGGUUUCUGGGAGCGGACCGUGCGUUUAGCGAGAAGCACAAAGUGCACUAGUGCUGAAUGUGUGUGGCGUAAGACGAUGAAAAUUCAGCGAAAAGCACUGAAAGUACACGCGUGAUAAGGGCAGCACCAGCAAUCAACCGACCGUCGCUUCCACCUCGAUAGAUACGGCAGCCAGCAACGUGCGUUAGAAUGCAUCAGCUGUACGCUGCUACCGGCAGGAUGGUGCCGAUGCUGCUGUCCCGCAGUGCGGCCCGAGCCGUACCGAGUUCGCUGCGUGCCUACUCGGCCCGGCGGCCCGGCUUCUUCAGCCAGGUGGUCGACAACAUCAAGCAGGAGAUGGAGAAGAACAAGGAGAUGAAGGAGAACCUGAAAAAGUUCCGCGAGGAGGCGCAAAAGCUCGAGCAGUCGGACGCGCUGAAGGCGGCCCGGCAAAAGUUUAACACGGUCGAGUCGGAAGCGUCCAAGAGCAGCGAGGUGCUGAAGGAGAACCUGGACAAGGUGCGGGGUCGGCUGACGGAAGCGCUGGAUGAGGCGGCCCGCACCGAUCUGGCCCGCAAGGCGGGCAAGCUGGGCGAGGAGCUGGGCAAAACGGCCCGCGGCAUGGGCGAAACGCUCGCCGAGAAGGGGCAGGUGAUUGGGCAGUCCGGCGCCUUCCGGGGCAUCAGCGAGACGGCCAAGGUGGUGCGGCAGGAGAUGGACAACCAGAGCAUCGAGGCGCGGGUGUACCGCAGCCCGGAGAAGCUGCGCAAGCGGGUGGAGGUGUCGCUCGCGUCCGAUCCGUCGCGGGCGGUCGAGCCGAACGCGGAAGCGACCGGGGUCGAGCUGCACAAGGACAGCAAGUUCUACCAGUCGUGGGAGGACUUCAAGAACAACAACCAGUACGUGAACAAGGUGCUCACGUGGAAGAUGAAGUACGACGAGUCGGAAAACCCGAUGAUCCGGGCGUCCCGGCUGCUGACCGACAAGGUGAGCGACAUCAUGGGCAACCUGUUCUCGAAGACGGAGCUGUCCGAGACGCUCACCGAGAUAUGCAAGAUCGAUCCGAGCUUCGACCAGAAGCAGUUCCUGCGCGACUGCGAGAACGACAUCAUCCCGAACGUGCUGGAGGCGAUCGUGCGCGGCGAGCUGGAGGUGCUGCGCGACUGGUGCUUCGAGAGCACGUACAACAUCAUCGCGACGCCGAUCGCGCAGGCGCAGAAGGCCGGCUGCCGGCUCGACUCGAAGAUACUGGACAUCGAGAACGUCGAUCUGGCGAUGGGCAAGGUGAUGGAGCAGGGCCCGGUACUGAUCGUCACGUUCCAGACGCAGCAGAUCAUGUGCGUGCGGGACGGCAAGGGCGCGGUGAUCGAGGGCGACCCGGAGAAGGUGAUGCGGUGCCACCACGUGUGGGUGCUGUGCCGCGACCCGAACGAGCUCGACCCGAAGGCGGCCUGGCGGUUAAUGGAGAUGUCCGCCAACAGUACGGAACAGUUUGUGUAGGAGAGCUAGAGAGCCCUGUAAAGUCAUCCCCCGUUUCCCAACCGUUUCCCCCCAAUGACUCGAGUCGCUAGUGUGAAUGUGUGCAUGUGCGAAGGGGCGCGAACAUAAAAAAUACCUUCAAACGGACAUUCUGCGACAAACGUUCCUUUCUCAGCUGUGAUCGCACGUUGUGUUCGCAACUCCCUUUGCUCAGUGUGUGUGCGUGCGUGUGUGUGUGUGAGAGAGAGAGAGAGAGAGAGAGAGAGAGAUGUGUUGGAAUGCUUGCGUGCAUUGGUGGCCCACCUAGAAGCUAUAGCGAUUUUGUAUAGGUUUUUCGCGUGCAGGCGUAAAGCAAAGGCGCUAUCGCCAACGUUCCCGGCCAAUUGUCGGUAGUCGAAGCUGAACGGACCGACCCCCCGGGCUGAGGGAUCGCGGGGAGCUGAUCUUCCGCACCCGUAGUGUCUUGUCGCAUGCUGUACGUUGACAUGUUGGAAGAAGAAAAUGGUUCAAAUGGAAUAUCUUACGUUAUAGUGUUUAAAAUGGCUCAUUCGAUGCUGAACCACGAGCGCGGCAUGGCGGAUGGCAGUAGGCAAUAAAGCGAUGUAAAGGCCGGUUGUACGAACGAAA